AUGACGGUUUCAAAGAAGGUGGUGGCCAGUUUGCUCUUGGUGUACGUGGUGUCUAUGCUGGCUGAACAGACGGAAGGCUUCGUGCCCUUUUUCACCCAGAGCGUCUUCCAGAAAAUGCAGGAAAAGGAGAGGAACAAAGGAGGGCAGAAGAAAUCCCUGACCUCGCUGCAGCAGCUGGAAGAGGAAGGCUUCUCUGAACAAUCCGGUGCAGAUGUCAACAAGAUCAAGACCAUCCAGCUAGCUGUUCCUGUCAAAGCCGGGAUGUGGCUCACCCCAAGGCAGCUGGAAAAAUACCAAGAUGUCCUGGAGAAACCGCUAGCAGAGAUGUCACAGGACACCCCAGACG
Messenger RNA from Fulmarus glacialis (Northern fulmar), 346 nucleotides. It is a transcript of the gene MLN, whose product is annotated as motilin. The transcript is spliced from 3 exons. The annotation marks the transcript as partial. NCBI's taxonomy places the organism in Eukaryota, Metazoa, Chordata, Aves, Procellariiformes, Procellariidae. The record is from RefSeq and is a predicted model, not a curated record.